Messenger RNA from Magnolia sinica, 678 nucleotides. Its product is annotated as HVA22-like protein f. The coding region runs from base 84 to 554 and encodes 156 amino acids. The record is from RefSeq and is a predicted model, not a curated record. The transcript is spliced from 5 exons. Lineage: Eukaryota; Viridiplantae; Streptophyta; Magnoliopsida; Magnoliales; Magnoliaceae.
CUCCCCUCCCUUUCUCUCGCUACCAUAUUGUUUAUCAAGAGGAAUUUGCAAAUUCCACUGCUUGGGAGAGAGAUAUCUGAGACAUGGGUUUUCUUGGAGCCAUUGCCAGACAUCUGGAUACACUAGUCGGUCCUGGUGUGAUGCUACUCUAUCCUUUAUAUGCGUCGAUGCGUGCAAUCGAGAGUCCUUCAUCGUUGGAUGAUCAGCAAUGGCUAACUUAUUGGGUGUUAUAUUCUUUGAUCACACUCUUUGAGCUCUCUUGUUGGAAGUUCUUGGCUUGGUUUCCAUUGUGGCCGUACAUGAAGUUGGUAUUUUGUUUCUGGUUAGUGCUCCCGAUUUUCAAUGGGGCUGCGUAUAUCUAUGAAAAUCUGGUGAGAAAAUACGUUAAGGUUGGAAGUUAUGUGAGCUCGACGUAUCCAGAGAGCCAAAGGAAAGUCCUGCAGAUGAUGAGCUUGGAUGCCCGAAAGUCUGUGGAGCGCUACAUUGAAAAAUAUGGACCCGAUUCCUUUGAUCGGGUCGUUAAAGCAGCUGAAAAGGAAGCAAGGAAACGCUGAUCCCAUCCACAUACAAUUCAUUUGGACCCCUCUCAUGCUCUCUUUAUCUCUCUACACAUGUAAUUCAUUUGGGAACUUAUAAUAAUAAUGGUUUCUAUUUCUCUACCUGAGAUUCCACAUUCAG